Molecule: messenger RNA, 348 nt
Organism: Volvox carteri f. nagariensis
Lineage: Eukaryota; Viridiplantae; Chlorophyta; Chlorophyceae; Chlamydomonadales; Volvocaceae
Exons: 1
Coding region: 1-348 (115 amino acids)
Source: RefSeq, a predicted model, not a curated record
AUGUGCAGCUGCUCAAUAUCCACAACCUGUGACAGCAAAGUUCCUGGGCAUGGGAGCAACGACAGCACAUUCGCGUUUGGCUUUCAAGGCAGCCAAUGGAUACCCCUGAACAACCGAUACAUGCUCAUGUUCUUGGCCAUGGCUGACGUCAUUUGUCUGGAUGAAAUCAUCAUGGCCAAGGCCGCCUUCCUGCAGCAGCUGCACCAACGCUGCCUGGAUGCUUGCCCUAACGUACCCACCAUGCUGCCUUUUGCGGGAAAGAUAAUCCUGCUUGGCGGUGACAAGCACCAGCUGGCCGCCAUGUGUGACAGAACCUGUGACGAAGAUGCAUGCAUACACCAGCCAUAA